Molecule: messenger RNA, 204 nt
Organism: Paramuricea clavata
Lineage: Eukaryota; Metazoa; Cnidaria; Anthozoa; Malacalcyonacea; Plexauridae
Source: the annotation of a GenBank genome assembly
GAAGCUGCGGAUACUGCUUUACAGGAAGUGAAUUCGAUAUUGAAUGAGCCGUAUGUUGCCGUAACUGCAAUUAGUAAAGAUGGACACUUUGGAAUGGCAGCUAUCAAUGCCGAUGCAAUGCCUUGGGCGAGUAUCAGUGAUCGUGUUCACGAUCACGUUAUCGUGUUAAGAUCGGGCACACAGCCAGGUGUAACUCAUGAAGAG